AACUAGGAGGCGGAGUGCUGACGUAUGUUAGUGCGUAAUGCCAAGGCAAGGCAUGUGGGCCUAUAUUAGGAAGCCUGCACAUCAGCACAGAUUAUUUAAAGAGCUUGCAAAGACUUUGCAGUCAUUCGUAAUCUUGUCGUUUGUGUUUCGUGUAACUUGUGCAGUGUAGACAGUUUUUUUUAUCAUUCGACCUAGAAGUCUACCCCUGGAAAAGCCUAAUCAACCCGAAAAACAGUCAGAACAGCUGAAAAAGACCUCAGAAGAAUCAGAAAAAGUCAGUACUAAAUCAAGUAAGCAGAAAAUGGCACUAGCAAUGGUCAGUACACCAGACGCCGCAAAGGAAUUGUUCGGUGGAUUAUGGGACCAAAACACAGACCUUUAUCAGGCUUAUCAGAAUUUGACCACAACCAAACCAGAAAAAACUUCCAGUUUCUCCUACCAUGACUCUCGACCCUCAUCCAGCUGUGGGAUCCGGGGGACUCAAAUGCCAUACAUUCCAGUCACAACAUCCUACAUACCAGUAACCUGUGCUCCGUCUACAUCCUACAUUCCCAUCGCUAGCAGCACCCCGUCCUACGUUCCCGCCGCGUGUCCUACCCCUCCUACCUACAUACCCCCUACCAGCGUCUCUCACGCUAGCCCCAUCUCAUGUGGAAGCAGCACCUGCAGCGACACCAGUAAAACUGAAAGCAUGGACAGUUCCAGCAGUUUUAGCGGGGCACCCGGACCUAUUACUGGCGCUUCUGUUAACGACUCUAUCAACAUGGCCCUCCUACUUCUUCAUCACUCUCAAAAGAAAAUUCUAUCGAAAGAUGAAGAAGAGAAGCGUAGGAUAAGGAGAGAAAGGAAUAAGAUCGCAGCGACUAAGUGUCGGCAGAAAAGACGAGCACAUAGCACCAAUGUGGACAGCGAAUAUAACCAGGUUAUCGCUAAAACGAAGCACCUGGAAGAGCAAAUCGGGGCUUUACAGAGAGAAAAAGAAGAGCUGAAACAGCUGCUGGAGACCCACUACUGCCACAAACCCACCACCCCGGGCUUCUCACAAGAUCUCCCUCCCUCCACCUUCGCUGAACUAUUCGUCAAAAGAGAGCCUGAGACGCCCAGUAUGAAGCAAGAGCUGGAUCCUUUCAACUGACGGACUAUUAUUUGAGCUGUUUUUAAUAGCUGUUUUCGGGUUGGAAAUAGGCUUUUUCUUCAGAUUACUUCAAGUCGAGUGUUUUUAUGAUAUCAGUGUUAAUACUUAAGAACGCUGGUUUUGUACUCAGAAUCUGUACCCUUUAUUGGUGUUGGGACAGAGAUUUUUAUGGAACACGAGGGAGUUUAACUGAAAUGGAGGUUGUAUGCUACUAAAAAUAAUACUUGGAUUCUUGGACACUUAUAAACUGACUAUGUCGAACAAUUGUUAGCGUACUCUAGUGGUUACCAUGGUAACGUGGCUCUAGUCCUCCUCAUCUUAGUAGGGUAUAUUUUUGGGGUUUUUAAUCUAAAAAAGGAAUAAUUACGAUGUGUUACUUGUUAGUUAUUUAGAUUUAACUGAGUGUUUUAUGACUGUUUGACCAAUGAUUUGUUAAGUUUCCUACUUAUUUUUACGGUUAAAUUCACUUCAAAUUUUAAACUUCCGGAUGGGUGACAUAGGUUAAAGUUUUGUAAAAUUUUUACAUGUUUUUCAGCAUUUAUAUGGUCCGCAUGUAGGAUGCGGAUUCACCCUGUGUUUUUUUUUCUAAUCUGCUUAUUUAAGAUUAUCAAGUAAUUUAUUUUUGUUUUGAAA
Molecule: messenger RNA, 1768 nt
Organism: Bolinopsis microptera
Lineage: Eukaryota; Metazoa; Ctenophora; Tentaculata; Lobata; Bolinopsidae
Product: protein FosB-like
Exons: 3
Coding region: 302-1135 (277 amino acids)
Biological process (GO): regulation of transcription by RNA polymerase II
Cellular component (GO): nucleus
Molecular function (GO): RNA polymerase II cis-regulatory region sequence-specific DNA binding; DNA-binding transcription factor activity, RNA polymerase II-specific
Source: RefSeq, a predicted model, not a curated record